AUGUGGUAUUUGUGCGUUUUCUACCAUAGGUUGUUGGAUUACAGAAAACCCGAAGUGGAAUCUCUUGCACAACUCUUUGGAGGCAUUGAGGACCCCCAAAACGGCGAAGUUCCCUUCCAAUUGCAAUGGAAGCUCCCUCUUCACUACCACACCGAUUCCCCUUUCCAUUUCGUCAAUCUCCCCUCCGAACAACUUGCUCUUAACAUUGCCACCCGAAGCAUACUUGUGAAGGGAAUGUAUGAGCUGUGGGGGGAAGGGAGUAGCUACGAGGAGUUGAAAGAGUCUGUCUUGAGUUACCCUGAUGAGAGGAAAUUGCCAUACUUGAAUUCUGACAGCACUUUCAAAAUUACUGUUGAUAGCUUCGGGAAGGUCAUUAGCCUGGAGGAGCAGAAGGAACUCAUUCAAGGGCUCUCCUACAUCCCUUUCAAGGGGCGUGUAAAGUUGAGAAACCCGGAUCACAACUUCUGGCUUAUAGAAGUAGAUAAUUAUGGAGGUAAUAAUGGUCUUCCUCCAAUUGUACAAAAGAGAAUCUUCUUUGGUCGCGAAGUGGGUGGGGCUGAUAGGAAGCUUAUACCCACCUAUCAGUUGAAAAGCCGAAAUUAUCUUGGGCCAACAGCCAUGGACGCGGAAAUGGCUUUUCUUAUGGCCAAUCAAGCACUAGCUACUUCUGGGAAGCUUGUUUAUGACCCUUUUGUUGGAACUGGAAGUAUUCUUGUCGCAGCAGCUCAUUUUGGGGCUAUGACCAUGGGUGCUGACAUUGACAUUAGGGUAGUCCGGGAUGGACGUGGUCCUGACUGUAAUGUUUGGAGCAACUUUAAGCAGUAUGGAUUGCCUAUGCCUGUUGGUCUUCUAAGGGCAGAUAACAACCUUCCUCCUUGGCGUCCUACGUUGAAAGAGGUAUUUGAUGCCAUAAUUUGUGAUCCUCCUUAUGGAGUGCGAGCUGGGGGACGCAAAUCCGGUGGUCGGAAGCUGCUGAAGGGGGCUGUGGAACCUUACACCGUUCCUGAUGACAAAAGAACAGAUCACAUACCAUCAACUGCACCUUACAGUUUAGUUGAGUGUGUGCAUGAUUUACUUGAUCUGGCAGCCAAGAUGCUUGUAAUGGGGGGAAGGCUUGUUUUUUUCUAUCCUGUGUUGAGAGAAGAUGAUUUUGCUGAAACCCAUUUCCCAGAACAUCCAUGUUUUAAACUGAUAUCUUCGGCAGAGCAGAUCCUCAGUUCACGUUAUAGUAGGGUAUUACUGACAAUGGUGAAGAUGGGUCCUUACACAGAGGAAAUAGCUGAGGUGGCUAGGAUAAAGCACAUUGAAUUUAAGGAGAACCAUGCAAAGUGGUUAGAAGAUGGUAAUCUUCAUUCUGCAGUUUUCAGUCCAGCUGAUGCGCAGUUAACGGAGGCUGGAGAUCUCAAGCUUAUUAAGGAUCCAAAGCCUAAAUACAGAGGGAAGUAUGUUUAG
Sphenostylis stenocarpa is the source of this 1452-nucleotide messenger RNA. Lineage: Eukaryota; Viridiplantae; Streptophyta; Magnoliopsida; Fabales; Fabaceae. The record is from the annotation of a GenBank genome assembly.